UAUUUUUUUUUAAGAAAAUAAACUGGGAGUUAGAAAUAAGUCAUUGCUUGCUUGCAAUUUAUAAAGAGUAGUGCUGUCGAAAAUGAGGAAAAUCCCUGAAAAUAUCAAGUUCGGAGUAGCUUCUGCUGCUUAUCAGAUUGAGGGUGGAUGGAACGCAGCAGACAAGUCACCUAGUAUCUGGGAUACAUUUUGCCGAAAGCCGGGUGCCAUUUUAGAUGGCACAAAUGGCGAGGAUACAUGCAAAUCCUAUGAGUAUUACAAGCGAGACAUCGAGAUGAUCAAAUUUCUAGGAGUCCAAAUCUACAGGUUCUCUAUAUCUUGGCCCAGAAUUCUUCCUGAAGGGUUCUCCAACAAAAUAAGCAAAGUAGGCACAGAAUAUUACAAUAAUUUGAUCAAUGAGUUAAUAGCUAAUGGAAUCGAGCCUGUAGUUACGAUAUAUCACUGGGAUUUGCCCCAGAAACUCCAAGAUCUCGGUGGUUGGGCCAACCCUGAAAUUGCCGUAUGGUUUGAAGACUAUGCGAGGGUUUUAUAUGAAUUAUUUGGAGAUAGAGUAAAGACGUGGAUUACUUUGAAUGAACCGAAGCAAUUUGGUGUUUUUGGUUAUGGAAUGUCAAGGUUUGCGCCCGGUUUGAAUAUAAGUGGUAUUGCUGAGUAUUUGGUAGCAAAGAAUUUGCUUCUCGCGCAUGCGAGGGCAUGGCAUCUAUAUGAUAAAGAAUUCCGGCCAUCACAAAAAGGUAUAUGUGGUCUUACAAUAGCUACGGACUAUCGCGAGGGCGAGACUGACUUUCCAGAAGACGUGAUUACUGGACAAGAAGCGAUGGACUUCGAAGUUGGGUUGUACAGUCAUCCUAUAUUUUCUACCGAAGGUGGUUUCCCUGAGAGUGUGAUACGACGUAUUGGGCAGAAAAGUGUCGAACAGGGCUACCCUCGAAGUAGAUUGCCAGAGCUCAGUAAAGAAGAAAUUGAAUUUAUUAAAGGAACAAGUGACUUCUACGGAUUCAAUCACUAUUCAACAAGAUUUUAUACACGUAGCACUUAUAAAGAAGGGACGUUCCCAGUGCCCUCUUACGAGGACGAUAUUGGUGGAGUCUUUUCUUUAAAAGAUUAUAAGCCAGCUGCCAUUAUCCAUUCUACGGCCAUACCGGCGGGCAUGAGGAAGGCACUAAAAUGGGUUAAAGACAAUUGCAACGACCCCGAAAUAUUGAUUUUGGAAAACGGUUUCGGCGAUUUGGGAGGUUUAGAGGAUGUCGACAGGAUAUCGUAUUUAGCCGACUACAUCAACUCCAUGUUGGAUGCUAUUGAAAUUGACAAGUGUAAUGUCACCAUGUACACUGUAUGGAGUCUCAUGGAUAAUUUCGAAUGGUGUAGUGGUUUGCGAAUUAAAUUCGGCAUCUUCGAGAUAAAUUACGACGACGAAGAACGGACUCGAAGGCCCAAAUCCUCAGCGUUUUGGUUUCGUCACUUGGUUGCUACAAGGACGCUAGAUCACAAUUAUAAAGCAGUGCGAAAGGAACUGCUAUUCUAAUGAAAACAAUUAUUUGUUUAAAGAGUAACGAAGGAAAUAAUCAACUUUGACAUAGUACCUGGAAUCGAGCGUAUCAUUUUCUAUCUAUUAUUUAAAUUGAUAUUUGCCAGAGGGAGACUGUAUAAGUCGUUUGCUUGGACACCUCUUACCCAUUCAUGUUUAUAGCGUAAAGCAGUUGUUUGCAUGGCUGUUUCGGUUUAAAGGGUAGGAUAUUACAGUGAAAUUACAAGGUACAUAGGAAGAACAUCGGAGUCCUUAGGAAUACCAACGCAUGGGGGGGGGGGGGGUAUCAUGGGCGAAACAGUAUACUCUGUUAUAUACUUGGUACUGUUCAUGUCUAUAGGCGACGGUUACCACUUUGCAUCAGAUGGGCCUCAAGUUGUUUCCCAUUUUAAGUUGCAAAAAAAAAAAAUUUAGAUAAUACUCAAAUUGGCGAUAUAAAGAGGAAAUUUCUUUUGUUUCUGAUGCAUAAACUCAAAAAUAAAAUGAUACUUAACCAUUUUAAAAAAUCUUUCACCUAAAGAUAGCUACAUUAUCAGCAUAUUUGGUUACGAUAACCCCGAUUACUAUCAGACGGGUCGUAUAGUUAUUUGCCACCAAAGUAGUAUAAAAAAAAAAUUAAAAAUGGGCUGUAUUUAAAAAAAAAAUAGACUUCCUCUUCCUAUUUACUAGCACGAAUCCAAAGCGGGUUUGAUUAUAAAAAUAAAUGUUAAAAAAAUAUUAUAUUCAUUUAUUAAUAAAACAUUCUUACAAUACAUCAUAAACUCGUCAUAGUCGUAAAAUACUGACGGAUCUGACAAAUAUUACAUAUAAAGAUCCGUCAGUAUUCUAUGACUAUGACGAUAUAGAUCGUUCUAUAUACUAGUUCAGUCGUUUUAGUAAAUGUUUUACAUAAAAUAAGCACCAAUCCACCCAAGAGUACAAUUCCAUUUUUUACAUCUUCAAACCUUUACUGAGCAGAAACAAAAAAGGACUGCAACAGCCUCUGACCUUUUUACCAAUCCAAUUACAAUUUACGUAACGGUAACGUCCUCUGGAGUUGAGUUUCUACGCUGCUUCGAUGUAAUUGAAUACCUUUGACAUGGUUUAAGGUUUCACGUGCCUUUAACAAUAUUUUAUUAGACAAAUUCUUAACACAAAUUACAUAUAUUCUACUUUGUAUUUAAUUUCGAAACUUCUAGUCCUGAUUCAAGUAUUUUGCCCAUAAAGAUGUCAAAAUUUAUUUUUCAACAGCUUUGCCCAUUGUUUGUGUUGUAAUAUUUUUGUAUUUAACAUUGCUUGUAUAUUAUUGAUAGUUAACAAUAAAGAGUUCUUACAUAUUA
Galleria mellonella (greater wax moth) is the source of this 2847-nucleotide messenger RNA. RefSeq names its product myrosinase 1-like. Gene Ontology annotation, molecular function: beta-glucosidase activity. The record is from RefSeq and is a predicted model, not a curated record. Lineage: Eukaryota; Metazoa; Arthropoda; Insecta; Lepidoptera; Pyralidae. The coding region runs from base 83 to 1525 and encodes 480 amino acids. The transcript has 6 exons. Gene Ontology annotation, biological process: carbohydrate metabolic process.